UCCCUACUACCCCUGUCCUCUGCCAUACCAACUGCUAGCAGAUAAAGCCCCUCCCAGGGCUCAGCCGCUUCAUCACUUCUCCAUGGCAUUGGCUGUCAAUUCCUUUGCCUUUUGUAAUUCCAAGUCCAGGGUUGAUGCCCCAAAUCAACUACUUUCAAGAGUAAUUCCUACAUCUUGGAGUGUGAAGAAGACUCACAUUGGUGCAACUAAAGGUGUGUCCAGUGUUUGCCAGCCACUGCCCCCAGAUAGGCCUCUCUGGUUCCCUGGCAGCUCCCCUCCUGAGUGGCUUGAUGGGAGUUUACCGGGAGAUUUCGGGUUCGAUCCUCUCGGAUUAGGAUCCGACCCAGAGCUGCUCCGGUGGUUCGCGCAAGCGGAGCUAAUGCACAGCAGGUGGGCGAUGCUCGCCGUCGCCGGGAUUCUCAUCCCAGAAUGCCUUGAAAGGCUUGGUUUCAUUGACAACUUCUCGUGGUACGACGCGGGGGCCCAACAAUACUUUGCGGACCCUGCAACCCUGUUCUUGGCCCAAAUGGCUCUAAUGGGCUGGGCCGAGGGGAGGAGAUGGGCCGACUACGUGAACCCGGGCUGCGUCGACAUCGAACCCAAGUUCCCGAACCGGACGAACCCGAAGCCCGACGUCGGGUACCCGGGCGGGCUGUGGUUCGACUUCAUGGAUUGGGGCCGAGGGUCGCCGGAGCCGGUGAUGGUGUUGAGGACUAAGGAGAUUAAGAAUGGGAGAUUGGCCAUGUUAGCAUUUGUGGGCUUUUGGUUUCAAGCUAUUUAUACCGGAGAAGGCCCGAUCGAGAACUUGAUGGCCCACUUAGCUGACCCAGGACACUGUAACAUUUUCGCGGCGUUUUCGUCGCAUUAAGUGCACUGAAACAUGAGAGAAGGAGAAAGAUGACUUGUAAUUGAUAGCAUCUGAUGAAGCUGAGUGUAAUGUGACUAAAAUUUUGAGUAGCUAGUGAACAUUGUACAUAUCACAGGAACUGCUCAAUGAGGAACGUAGUCACACCUUUAAUUUGAGCAUUCUUUAUUUUAAACAAUAUCGAAUUUGAUGCAUUUUAUUUACUUAUUAUUCAACCCA
Molecule: messenger RNA, 1084 nt
Organism: Ananas comosus (pineapple)
Lineage: Eukaryota; Viridiplantae; Streptophyta; Magnoliopsida; Poales; Bromeliaceae
Product: photosystem I chlorophyll a/b-binding protein 6, chloroplastic
Exons: 5
Coding region: 83-868 (261 amino acids)
Biological process (GO): photosynthesis, light harvesting in photosystem I; response to light stimulus
Cellular component (GO): membrane
Source: RefSeq, a predicted model, not a curated record